AUGAACCUCGGAGGCCACAAACCCAUCACAUGUGCAGUUACCCGCCCCACCCAACACCCACUCACCCAACACCCACCCACCCACCCGCAACCGCUCAGAACGAGACAUAAACCAACUUUCGCAACUUCCACUAACGACCAACGGCCAACGACCAACCCCAUACAGGAUACGAUGGGUCCAGUGGAGGUGCCCGCGGACAGAUACUGGGGUGCUCAAACACAGCGCGCGCUGGAGCACUUCCAGUUUGGUGACCCCCACACGGAGCGGGUGCCGGAGGCGCUCAUCCGGGCGCUGGGGCUGGUGAAGAGAGCGGCGGCGGAGGUCAACACGCAGGCGGGGCUGUUGCGUCCCGAGCUGGGUCGCGCGGUCAUGGCGGCUGCGGGGGAGGUGGCGGAGGGCCGCCUGGGCGCCCACUUCCCGCUGCUGACCUGGCAGACCGGCAGCGGCACGCAGACCAACAUGAACGCCAACGAGGUUAUCGCGAGGAGGGCCGCCGAGAUCCUGGCCGCCACGUCGCCCAACGGGGCCACUGCCGUACACCCUAACGACCACGUCAACUUGGGACAGAGCUCCAACGAUACAUUCCCUACAGCCAUGCACGUGGCGGUGGCGCUACAGGUCCACCACCGCCUGCUGCCGGCACUGCAGGGGUUGCAGGAGGCCCUGGCCGCGAAGUCGCACGAAUUCGCGCGCAUCAUCAAGAUCGGGCGCACACACACACAGGACGCCACGCCACUCACGCUGGGACAGGAGUUCAGCGGGUAUGCCACGCAGGUGCAGUACGGCAUUGAGCGUGUACGGCAUGCCAUGGGCCACGUGUACAUGCUGGCUCAGGGCGGUACGGCAGUGGGCACUGGUCUUAACACAUUCCGGGGCUUCGCGGAGGCGGUGGCUGAGGCGCUCGCUCGCGAUACGGGUCUUCCCUUCGUCACCGCACCCAACAAGUUCGAGGCCCUGGCGGCUCACGACGCCGCCGUACAUCUGAGCGGCGCGCUAAACACCCUGGCGGAUGGGUAUACUGUCCACCUGCAGAUCGGUAACGACAUACGUCUCCUGGGCAGCGGUCCACGAUGUGGCAUCGGGGAGCUGCUGCUUCCCGCCAACGAGCCGGGCAGCUCAAUCAUGCCGGGCAAGGUAGUGAACCCCACGCAGGUGGAGGCCCUGAUCAUGGUGUGCGCACUGGUGAUGGGGAAUCACACAGCCGUCACCGUGGCCGGCAGCGCCGCCGGCGGCCAGCUCGAGCUUAACACAUGCAAACCGCUGAUUGCAGCUGCAGUACUGCGUUCCACCGGGCUGCUGGCCGAUGCCGUCAGGUCCUUCACGGUGCACCUGGUUUCGGGGCUCCGUGCGGACGAGGCCAGGAUUGCCCGGCUGGUACUGGGGGCGCUAAUGCUCGUGACAGCCCUGAAUCCCGUAAUUGGGUACGACGCUGCCGCCCGAGUUGCUAAGAAGGCGCACAGCGAGGGGAUCACACUUCGAGAGGCUGCGCUGGAUUUGGGCCUGGUCAGCGGCGAGGAGUUUGACCGUGUCGUACAGCCAUCCAAGAUGCUGGCGCCGUACGACCUGCCAGCGUUUGUAGGCAGCGGCGGCGGUGACGGCGACGCAGCUGCCGCUGCGGCCAUCAAUACCAGAAGCUUCACAGAGGACGGCGCCAGGCCAGAUGGCAGUUUUGGCAGCUGA
Messenger RNA from Volvox carteri f. nagariensis, 1680 nucleotides. It is a transcript of the gene fum2, whose product is annotated as fumarate hydratase. Gene Ontology annotation, cellular component: tricarboxylic acid cycle heteromeric enzyme complex; mitochondrion. Gene Ontology annotation, biological process: fumarate metabolic process; tricarboxylic acid cycle; malate metabolic process. NCBI's taxonomy places the organism in Eukaryota, Viridiplantae, Chlorophyta, Chlorophyceae, Chlamydomonadales, Volvocaceae. Gene Ontology annotation, molecular function: fumarate hydratase activity. The transcript is spliced from 11 exons. The record is from RefSeq and is a predicted model, not a curated record. The coding region runs from base 1 to 1680 and encodes 559 amino acids.